Messenger RNA from Arabidopsis arenosa, 850 nucleotides. The record is from the annotation of a GenBank genome assembly. NCBI's taxonomy places the organism in Eukaryota, Viridiplantae, Streptophyta, Magnoliopsida, Brassicales, Brassicaceae.
UUGACCUUAAUCGCUCUCUCCGCGUGGAUCUUCAAAUAGUUGCUUGGAGUUGAGUUAAAUUGUUCUGAACCUCGAAAUCCUAAAUUCGAUGGGGACUCCGGAAUUUCCAGAUCUGGGGAAACACUGCUCCGUCGAUGUUUGCAAGCAGAUCGAUUUCAUGCCCUUCACAUGCGAUCGUUGCUUCCAGGUGCUUUGUCUGGAUCAUCGAAGCUAUAUGAAACACGACUGUCCAAGAGAUGUCACUGUGGUUAAUACAGGAGAAGAAGAUUCAAACGCAAAUUGGGAUAAACAUGUUAAUAAUACAGACUGUGAUCCCUCGAAGAAGAAACCUUGUCCUGUUCCAAGGUGCAGAGAACUCUUGACGUUCUCUUACACUGUAAAAUGUCGAGACUGCUGCAUCGAUCAUUGCUUGAAACAUCGGUUUGGACCUGAUCAUACUUGUUCUGGACCCUGCAAGCAACCUGAUUCCUGUUUCUCGAGUACAAACCCAACAGUAGCUGCUACAAGCACUCCUGCAUCAUCGUCAAGAUCGCCUGCUAGUUUUUUCGCUUCUCUGGAAGCACGUUUAAGAAAGACAAGACGGACUCGGACAAGAUUGAAUUCGACCAGGGAAGGUAGAGUGGGAAACCCUCCCCUAUGGAUGGUCAGGGAAGGAGUGGAUGGUGUGGUCAGGGAACUGAGAGGACAGAUGAUUCAGGAAGAAGAAGAAAAUGUUGAAUGGGAAGAAGAAUAAGCUCCUGUUUCAGGUCAUUUUGAUUUUACUCUUACGAGGAGACCUUGUUUAGGUUCUUUAAGUAUAAAACCGAUAAAGAGCGUUUGCAUUUCUUCCAAAUAAAAGAAAAAGGACAAU